This is a messenger RNA of Felis catus (domestic cat), 3042 nucleotides long. Its product is annotated as syncytin-1-like. The transcript has 2 exons. NCBI's taxonomy places the organism in Eukaryota, Metazoa, Chordata, Mammalia, Carnivora, Felidae. The record is from RefSeq and is a predicted model, not a curated record. The coding region runs from base 1312 to 2469 and encodes 385 amino acids.
GAGGGGACGUCCCUGUCCCUCUUUGUGACUCUGCCUCACAUGAGCAUUGUGGGGUCAGGAUGGAGCCAGGAGAGCCAGGCAAAUGUUUUAGCCGCUUUAUCCAGAGACUCACCCAGGGAGCCAAAGAAGUGACCCACUGCUCCCCUUAUGUUCCCCUCUUCUUGACUCUUUAGGCUCCUUCCCCUCUCCCAUGAGCUUGAAACUCCUCCCCUGGCAGACUCCCUGCUGGUCUCGAAGCCAGGACACUGCCACCGCAGCCACCCAUUUCUCCUCCCCUUCCAGGCCAGAAAACCCUCCCCCACAAGUCCUGGUGGCCAUAUUGAGCCCUCAGCCAGGUGCAGGCACUCUCCAAAUGCCGGUCCACAUCCGCUGAUAUCAAGAGGCCCUCAGGGGGAUCAGAGCAGGGGGCUGAGAAGGCCAUAAAUAUGCCCAGAUGCAAGGGGAAAGGACAUUAAAAAGAAUAAAUGUCCCAACCAGGGAAAGUCCCCAAAACCCAGCGGAGAUCAGAAGGAACCUCGAGGAGGGCACCUUAUUGGUCUAGCCAAGAUAGAACCAGACUAAAAGGGGACACUGACUCUCUCUCCCUGUUCCUCUGCUUAAUAGGUGUGAGGGAUUCUCCCUCAUUUCCCAGGUUAACAGCCAAAAUUGGAGCCAACUGUGGUUAGUCUACCUCGGGACAGGGACUUUAAGGAAUAUCCCCAAGCAGUUGCUGCUUCUGCCUUCCCCUCCCCCUCAUGUUUCUGCACCAACUUGGGUGUAGCCCUAUACCAUCCUCAGUGUCUCAAGCACCAUUGGUUCCUCUUCCCACCCUCCAGGUCAAAGAGCAAAGUGCACCCCCCUUGGACCACCUAUAUCUCCGGUGCCCCAAAUGAAGAUUGACAAUGGGGGAAUACUGACUUUUAGGAGGAUGCAGUUACCGGAAACCUGCCCCUUUCCAAGACUUGGAGGUGGACUUUACAGAUAUACAACCAAAUAGAGGAUUCAGUUUCAGGUAUCACCCCAUGGGUCCAUCACUCCAGAGCUAAGAAGACCAAUUCAGAGGAACCUUCAAUCUGGCGAAGUGAUCCAGAUCCAGUCAACCCACUUAAACUGACCCUCAAAAAGGCACUAGCCCCUCAGAUCUCCAGCCCUGCUCCAGCCACACCCCAGAAGUUGGCUGGCCUGCACACGGCAGAAGCUUGAGGAAUCAACAUAUGGACCGAGCCCAGGGGUUUGGAUGCAACUCUGCUAGCCCUUGUCCCUUACUGGUGUCAUAGACCUGAUCUUACUUCUUGCUAUUGGGCUGAUAGAGAUUGCACCAACAAGCUGGGCAUGGGACAAAAGAUGUACACUGGGUCUCACAUACCUCCUCUGGAUGGGAAGAUUAUUAAGUAUUGCCUGUAUAUUAUGAUAACUUCUCUCAUCCUCACAACUGCUGCUUACCCACUUUGCCCCCAGGAUUGUUAUAUGACAAUAAGGGGGUCAAGAGCAUUCAGCGCCUUCACCUCUCUCCACAAAGAGUGCUACAAGAGAAAAACACCCACUCUCUGUCAGUCACCUGGUGCCCCAAGGACUAAGUAUUGGACUGUAGAGAUAACCCCAAAAGUCAGGAACCCAUGUUACAACAAGGGCCUCCAGAGAGGGAAGCUUGCUACACUUACCUUCCUCAAUGGGGGAAUCUUGGACGGGGGAGGGGUGCAAGACAGGGCCCUUCAAAAAGUUAUAAAGGAUACCCAGGAUAGGGGAAUACAAGCCAUAAAGGUGACCACUCCCCUGGCAGCCUACCAAGGUUUGAACCUUUCAGCCCUCAAUCAGAUGCUUACCAAUUUCCCACUCCAACGUUGGACUAACACUACUCUACACGUCCUCCAUAAAAUAGAUAAUCACACCCAAACCUGCUGGAUGUGCUUGCCCUUCAGCCAGAGGGCUUAUUUAGCCACUCCCAUCCCUUUGACCUGGGAAGCUCCUGAAAAUCUCAAAACCAACACCUCUGUCUUAAUUGGACCCCUGGCCACUGGGGUCCAUCUCACAAAUGCCAACAAUCUAAUCUGUACAGUCCCUGAAGGUAUGAAUGGUACCUCUCUAUACAGAAGAAAUAUAACCUUAAAGAAGAAUACAACCCUAUGUUCAACCCCUGGGGUGUUCUACCUAUGUUCUAAUUCAGCCUACCCAUGCUUAGAGGCCAACUGGACUCAGAUAUGUUAUUCCAUCUUCCUAACCCCAGAGAUAUCUGUAUACACUGAAGAUCAACUCCUAACAACCUUUAGCCCCACCUCCUGGGCUAAAUGGGCAAUCCUGCUACCCAUUCUGAUAGGAGCAGGAAUUGAAACAGGAAUAGGAACUGGAAGAGGGGGCAUAGGUUCAUCUGUAGGACUAUACCAUAGACUAUCUCAAGAGCUAAAUGAAGGCAUGGAACAGGUGGCAGAUUCUCUGGUAACCUUACAAAGCCAAAUAAACUCUCUGGUGGCAGUGACCCUCCAAAAUAGGUGAACCCUCGACCUCCUCACUUCAGAAAAAGGAGGGACCUGCAUCUUUCUGGGGGAGGAAUGUUCAUAAACCAGUCAGGAAUAGUUACAACUAAGGUUAAGGAAUUCAAGGAAAGACUUCAACAUUGACAACAGGAAAAUAUCAAUCAAUGGAAAGGAUGGGAUCUCACAGACUGGGCAUCCUGGCUUCCUGCCCUGGUGGGGCCCCUCCUCUCCAUAAUUUGUAUCCAUCUGCCCCUGUAUACUGAAUGCCAUGGUACGUUUUAUUGAAAACACUGUUGUUCGCCAAACUACUGCACAUAUCUUAGCCUUCCUAGAGUACCAACCUGUAAAACUGAAAGGUGAUGCCUACUAAAAGUUUUUUUUAAAAGGUAUCAAAGGUGGGGGAUGUUGGAGAAGUGGAUAAAGUACACCGAAGAUGGCUGAUUGGACUAGAACAAACUCUGGUCUCUAGCUUAAAGACCCCUCCUCCGGUUUCUUCUUCCUUUGUUUGCUGUGCGCGAAAACCGCUACAGAUAUGGAGGCUGUCGGCUAUAAAUUACCCUCCCCACUUGCAUUCCAGGUUCAGACCUUUGGA